Molecule: messenger RNA, 2015 nt
Organism: Scophthalmus maximus (turbot)
Lineage: Eukaryota; Metazoa; Chordata; Actinopteri; Pleuronectiformes; Scophthalmidae
Gene: draxina
Product: dorsal inhibitory axon guidance protein a
Exons: 7
Coding region: 170-1447 (425 amino acids)
Biological process (GO): axon guidance; Wnt signaling pathway
Cellular component (GO): extracellular region
Source: RefSeq, a predicted model, not a curated record
CUCCCGUUCAUCCUCAGAGUCUCCGUCCAUCAUUGAUCCAUCAUUGAUCUGACGCCCCUCCUCCUCCUCCUCCUCUCACCUGCUGCUCGGACACGCCCCCCACAGCAGCGGUCCUGACGUGGACGCGCACGCUGUGAGCGCGCACACGGAGCCAGCGACUCUCCUCCGGAUGCUCUGCGCGUCGAGCGCAUCACAGAGCUGCUGCUGGAACCUCGGACAGCAUCACGGACGACGACGACGACAUCGACGACAACAACAAGAAGAAGAACAACAACAACGACAUCAACAACAACAACAACAACAUCAACAACGACGACGACAGUCGGACCGGCCUGCAGCAGGAGUUGUCCAGACCAUGUCUCUCUCCUGGAUUCUGCUCCCGGCGUUCCUGUUCACCAGCCUGGUUCUGUCGCACGGCGCCGAGCACGGAGUUCCUCAGGGCAAGAGGAGAACUCAGGCCUCAGCAGGCGGCAGCAACGUCCUGCAGCACCCGCCGCCGCCGGGGCCACGGGGCCGCGGCCACGGCAGGGACCACGGGGGCCAGGGGGGCCAGGGGGGGCUGCUCUCCCGCAGGCCUCUGCACCCGCUGGCCCGGCCCGAGGAUGACGGGACGGGCCUGGAGGGUCUGAGCCCGGUGAGACUGGAGAUGGGCCCGGGGAGGGACAGAGCUCGGAUGACUUUGAGGAAUCCAUCCCAGGUUCGAGAAAACAACCACCUGGGGACACGCAAAGGGAGGGGGCACCGACAGGGGGACGGGCCCCGACAGGGGGACGGGCCCCGACAUGGACACGGACACUUUGAGCACCGGAGGCAGGGGGGUCGACGGAACCACGGACGCCACAGAGCGUUUCCUGUGGACAGAGACGCGUUCGAGGACCUCUCCUCCUCCUCCUCCCCCUCCCUCGGAGCGACCCCGCCCAGCGAACCCCCCUCCCCCAUGGUCGCUGCCUUCGGCUCUGGCUCCUCCAUGGUUGCCACGGUGAUGAACGAGCAUCCCCCAACGCUGCCCCCGGCCUCCACCAAACCCCAGAGGUCGGGUCGAGGGAAGGGAGCAGGAGACGUGAUGCCGACGCUGGACAUGGCGCUGUUCGACUGGACCGACUACGAGGACAUGAAGCCUGCGGACAGCUGGCCCUCCUCCAGGAAGAAAGACAAGAGGCGGAGCAAGAACCUGAGCAGCGGGAACGUGACGGUGGAGUCGGACGCCGCCGAGCCGUGUGACCAUCACCUGGACUGUCUGCCAGGCUCCUGUUGUGACCUGAGGCAACACGAGUGUAAAGCUCACAACCGAGGCCUCAACAACAAGUGUUUCGACGACUGCAUGUGUGAGGAAGGAUUUCGUUGUUACGCCAAAUUCCACCGGAAGCGGCGUGUGACCAGGAGGAGGGGUCGCUGCGUGGUGCCGGAGUCCGUCACCAGCGACCAGGGAGGCUUCAUCACCAUCUGACGAAGAGGGAGGAGGACGAGGGACAGGAAGAACCAGCCGUGACCCCGUGACCCCGUGACCCCUUCAGGACAGUGCUGCCAAACAUCACAUGACACUGAAAACAGAGCAGGUGCUUCUGGGUGAUGUCUCACUUUGUCUUUCUUUUCUUUUCUUUUCUGUGAAGGAUCAGGUAAAACACAACAACAGGUAGUUUCCGUGGAAACACAGCUGAGUGUUGCAUUGUGGGAAAAGUCCCUGCUCACUAAUCCAGUCUUUAUUCCCUUGAUUGGUUCAGUAAACGUCUUCAUGUGGUUUUGUUUCACACUGAAAAGAUGCUUGAUACUGAAGUAGUGUUUUUUUCACUUCACCUGCUCCAACAAACACUAAACAUUAUUUAGUUUGAACAGUUUUGUAAAUAUGAAUGUGUUUGAUUUGCAAACAGUUCUUUUUGUUUUUUUGACGCCACUUCAAUUCAAAUGUACUUGACAGUAGAAGGAUAAACUGAACAUGUCUUAAUAUACGUUUUAUUAUUCAUGAGGAUUUGUCUAUAUGUUGUGGUUUCAUUUUCUUGAUUAAACACUAGGAUUCA